Messenger RNA from Aureococcus anophagefferens, 1353 nucleotides. RefSeq lists its product as hypothetical. The record is from RefSeq and is a predicted model, not a curated record. Gene Ontology annotation, biological process: polysaccharide biosynthetic process. The coding region runs from base 1 to 1353 and encodes 450 amino acids. NCBI's taxonomy places the organism in Eukaryota, Pelagophyceae, Pelagomonadales, Pelagomonadaceae. The transcript has a single exon. Gene Ontology annotation, molecular function: pyridoxal phosphate binding; transaminase activity.
AUGUUCCACGGCAAUCAAUCUUGCCUCCGCAGGUGCCGGCGGCGGGCGUGGCCGCGGCGGCGCGGUGCAUGGAGAGCGGCCGGCUCUUCCGGCGCGGCGCCGCGUCCGAAGAGGCGACGAUCCGGGCGCCGCGGCGCGCGCCGCGGCCGCCGCGCGGGGCGCGCCGCCCCUUCCGGUCACGCGGCGGCCGCGCGCAGGUAUAACGUGGCGUCCAAGGAGGAGAGCGAGGUGUCGCAGGUCGAGGACGAGUUCGCGGCCUUCACGGGCCACAACUUCGCGCUGGGCCUCAACUCGUGCGGCUCCGCGAUCUUCCUCAUGCUGAAGUGCGCGGGCGCCGAACACGGCGACAAGGUGCUCACGAACGGCUUCACGUUCACGGCCGUGCCCUCGGCCAUCGUCCACGCGGGCUGCGAGCCCGUCUACGUCGAGACGACGCCGGGCUACGUCGUCGACGUGCCCGACCUGAUCAAGAAGAUGGACGCGCACCCGGACGCCAAGUACUUCAUCGUGUCGCACAUGCGGGGCAAGAUCGCGUCCAUGGACGAGGUCCGGGAGGCCUGCGAGGCGCGGGGCGUCGUCCUCCUCGAGGACUGCGCCCACAGCCUGGGCGUGCUGUGGAACGGCGCGCACACGGGCCACCACGGGUCCAUGGCGGCGUUCUCGUCGCAGAGCUACAAGAUGCUCAACUCCGGCGAGGGCGGCUUCCUCGUCUGCGACGACGACUUCAAGUUCGCCAAGGCCAUGGCCUACGCCGGCGCAUACGAGGUCCUCGCGAAGAAGCACGAGCGGUGCCCGUCGCAAGCGGCCUUGGAUGUGGCGAUGGACGGGUCGAUCCCCAACUUCUCGCUGCGCAUGCACGAGGCGACGGCGGCCAUGCUCCGGCCCCAGAUCCUCACCAUCGAGAAGCGGCGCGCCGUCUACAACGAGCGCUACUACCGCAUCGCCGCGCGCCUCGACGCGCUCCCCGGCGUGUCCGUCGAGAGCCAGCGCGACGAGGUCACGAUCGUCGGCGACUCGGUCCAGUUCAACGUCGAGGCGGCCGUCUUCGGCGACGACCUCGAGGCCGGGGCCAACGCCUUCAUCGCCCAGUGCGAGGCGCGCGGCCUGCCCGUCGAGCGCUUCGGCGCGAAGACGAACGCGCGGAACUUCAAGAACUGGCGCUACGGGCCCCAGCCGGACUGCGGGCUGCCGGCGACGGCGGACAUCAUCUCGCGCGCCUUCGACGUGCGCCUGCCCCUCCUCUUCGAGGAGGAGGACUUCGACGUCAUGAUCGAGAUCGUGAGCGAGUGCCUCGACAACGUGCGAAACGGCGUCUUCGUCGUCGACGAGGCGCCCGUCGCCUUCGCCCGCUAG